CAGGUCUAAUAGGGAGCAAAUCCGGCAUACAACAAUAAAAGCCUACCGAAGGAGGCAGAUCUAACUGAAUGUAGCUGCCAAUGAGUCGAAAGACAAGAGGAAAUCCUGACUGUGGCUAGCAGCGGUGCCCUAGGGUGCCUGAGAGUACACGGUUGUAAGUCCACCUUCCCGCCCACACCGGCGUCUCCACCCUAGGCGCUGUCACGCAGCUCCGGGGGUGAGCGGAGGGGAAGCGCACCAAACCAGCCAGUGGGGCCGAACGAGGCCGGCGAUGUGGGGUUGGUGGCGGAUAGUGCCGCGAAUAGCCCAGCGCUACCCGUGGCCCACAAACGUGCUGCUCUACGGGACUCUAUACUCCUCCGGGGACGCGCUGCAGCAGCUACUGCGGAGAUGCGAGCCCGACUGGCAGCAGACGCGGCACGUGGCCACCGUGGCCAUCGGCUUCCAUGCGAAUUUCAACUACGUGUGGAUGCAGUUCCUGGAGCGCGCGCUGCCGGGCCGCACGCCGCGCGCGGUGCUGUGCAAGGUGCUGUGUGACCAGCUGUUGGGCGGGCCCAUCGCGCUGAGCGCCUUCUAUACUGGCAUGAGUAUACUUCAGGGAAAAGAAGAUAAGUUUUUGGACCUGAGACAGAAAUUCUGGAAUACUUAUAAGACUGGUCUCAUGUACUGGCCUUUAAUGCAGCUUACCAACUUCUGUUUUGUUCCCAUUUACUUGAGAACAGCAUAUACAGGACUUUGUGGCUUUCUCUGGGCUAUCUUCCUUUGCUACUCCCAACAAAGUGGUGAUGGAACAUUGUGGUCAAUUUUUGCAUGGCUUAAGAAAAAGGAGGCCAAUGAAAAUGAAAGGUCUCCAGAGAAAUGAUUGCUUUUAAAUAAAUUCUACUAAUGAA
Molecule: messenger RNA, 890 nt
Organism: Antechinus flavipes (yellow-footed antechinus)
Lineage: Eukaryota; Metazoa; Chordata; Mammalia; Dasyuromorphia; Dasyuridae
Gene: MPV17L
Product: MPV17 mitochondrial inner membrane protein like
Exons: 4
Coding region: 272-862 (196 amino acids)
Cellular component (GO): cytoplasm; membrane
Source: RefSeq, a predicted model, not a curated record